GCGAUUUAUUUAUUGAAUUUAAAAAUUAAAUUCUUUAAAUAAAAACCUUACGAAUCAAUUUAUUUCUCGAUUUCAUUGCGUUUACGACAUUUUAUUUCAAAAUGAGUGCAAGUCUGGCACGUGGAAUACUGAGCAAGAUGGGCGGCUCAUGCUGUCCUCACCAUGCCCCAGCUACAAAUCCAUUCAAACUUGCAAAGCUUCAUGGAAAUAACAAGUCAACAGAUUACGCGUUCGAGAUGGUGUGCUCAACUCUUCGUUUCGGAAAAGGAGUCACGUUGGAGAUUGGAUACGACGUCCGUAAUCUCGGAGCAAAGAAAACGUUGCUUAUCACUGAUAAGAAUGUGCAGAAUACGAUCGCUUUUAAAAACGCCGAGCAAGCCUUAAAAAUGGUGAAUAUCGAGUAUGAGGUGUUUGAUGAUGUGCUCAUUGAGCCAACCGUCAACAGUAUGCAGAAAGCAAUCGCAUUUGCCAAAUCGAAGCAAUUCGAUAGUUUCAUCGCUGUUGGUGGAGGAUCUGUGAUCGACACGACGAAGGCUGCAGCUCUAUAUGCUUCUAAUCCAGAAGCGGACUUCCUCGACUUUGUUGGACCACCAUUCGGAAAAUCCAUGCAACCAAAGAACCCAAUGCUCCCAUUGAUCGCUGUGCCAACAACUGCUGGAACUGGAUCCGAGACUACCGCGGCUGCAAUCAUGGAUCUUCCAGAGCACAAGUGCAAGACUGGAAUCAGACUUCGUUGCAUCAAGCCGUACUUGGCAGUUGUGGAUCCGUUGAAUGUGAUGAGUAUGCCUCGAAACGUGGCAAUCUAUUCUGGUUUCGAUGUUCUCUGUCACGCGUUGGAAAGCUUCACAGCUUUGCCAUUCGAUCAAAGAUCUCCACGCCCUGAGAAUCCAGGAGUUCGUCCACUUUAUCAAGGUUCCAACCCGAUCAGUGAUGUCUGGAGUAAAGAGGCUUUGAGAAUCAUUGGAAAAUACUUCCGCCGUUCUAUCUUCGAUCCAACCGACGAAGAAGCUCGUACAGAAAUGCUCAAGGCUAGUUCAUUUGCUGGGAUUGGAUUCGGAAACGCUGGGGUUCAUCUUUGCCACGGACUCUCCUACCCAAUCAGCUCCCAGGCGAAAAGCUGUGUGGCUGAUGAUUAUCCAAAGGAGAAGAACUUGAUUCCACAUGGACUCUCUGUAAUGACAACCGCAGUGGCUGAUUUCGAGUUUACAACUGCCGCGUGCCCAGAUAGACAUUUGAUUUCUGCACAGACUCUUGGUGCAGAUAUUCCGAACAAUGCCAGCAAUGAGUACAUUUCCCGAACUCUUUGUGAUCGGCUGAGAGGUUAUAUGCGAGACUUUGGAGUUCCAAAUGGACUGAAAGGAAUGGGAUUCGAAUUUUCUGAUAUUGAAAUGCUUACUGAAGCAGCCAGCCACUCCGUCCCAAAUAUUGCAAUCUCUCCAAAGUCUGCGGAUCGUGAAAUUAUCAGCACUCUGUACGAGAAGUCCCUUACGGUUUAUUAGUCAUUUUUCUUAUUGUACUUAUUUUAUUAUUGGUUGUACCAUAUACGUUAUUGUUUCUUAUGUUCAAUGUAAAUGUAUUUAGAAUAAAUAAAGAAACAGAAACAG
Messenger RNA from Caenorhabditis elegans, 1604 nucleotides. RefSeq names its product Hydroxyacid-oxoacid transhydrogenase, mitochondrial (gene hphd-1). Gene Ontology annotation, cellular component: mitochondrion. Lineage: Eukaryota; Metazoa; Nematoda; Chromadorea; Rhabditida; Rhabditidae. The coding region runs from base 102 to 1499 and encodes 465 amino acids. Gene Ontology annotation, molecular function: oxidoreductase activity; hydroxyacid-oxoacid transhydrogenase activity; alcohol dehydrogenase (NAD+) activity. The transcript has 8 exons. The record is from RefSeq and is marked reviewed.